UGAAUAUUAAAUAAUAACAAUAAUAGGCUUAAUUGCUCGAUUUGAUUCCUAAAAACUGUAUUUACUGAUCAACUGGGUUUGCUAAGGGGGAGGGCGGAGUAUGACUUCACACGUUCAGCUUGCGAUGCUGUUGUCACUCAUUGCGGUGGCGCGAUGUCUCAUGUCUCCUUUUAGUUUAUUUACUGAGCAUACUCGCAGAAAUGGAUGCAAAUCCGGCCUUUUGCUUGUCUCUUCUGUACCGAAAUGAUCCUAUUUACUCACUGUGUGCCCCUGAUUUGAUGACUGCCUCUCAGACAGUCAACAAUAAAUUUGUGAAAGAGCAGAGACGACUCAUGAAGACCCUGAGGCAGCUGGAACAUGAACGCAUCACCCAGAAGCGCCGGCUGGAGGAGGAGCAGAAACAGUUUGCGUUUGUCAUGAGCAAGCGGCUGCGCCCACGGAACAUCCACGCGCUGGCCAGUAGAGUCUCAUCGGGCAGCGCCUCGUCCGUCCGGCCAGCCAGAUGUAUCCGCUCGGCCCCGCCAGCGUUGUCCACACAGAGGCAAGGGGCCAGUGGAGGAAACAGCGAGCCAAGACGCACCACCACCUGUGGGCAGUGUGAGAUGAUGACCCACUUAUGCCACUUGACCAGAUCUCUCCACAUGUACUCAGAAGACCGAGCCAAACCAGCGGUAAACAAUGUUUUGAGAGGAGGUGUUGGCAGCUCAGACGGAAGAAACCGGAAGCAUGAGAGCCAACAUCCACGAGGACGAAAUGCCAGGAGCUGUCCCCCAUCGCUACAAAGGAGGAGGGCAGAGCACACAGAACCAGUCUGCUUGCACAUACACCACCAACAGACUAAAUAGUGGGACUUUUUCUUAUGUGAUUAUAAGUCACUCUAGAGAAUUGUUGGACAUUGUAUUCUCAUGGGAUUAGUUCAAAUAGACCAAAACCUACAUCUGAAAUGUUCAGUGGUAGAGGGAAAUACCAAGGAUUUCAGGCAUAGCUUAGUUUAACUAGUUUAACUCAUCAGAAAAAUGUCCAAAAGACACUAUGUGAUCUACUCUAUUCGAUCUCAAUUCAGCGUUUGUAUUGAGUAUUGGACUACUCCAUGACUUACUGUACAUUAUUUGAAAUGUCACAAUAGCAACUAGUAAACAAAAAAAUAUAAUGAAGGCAAAGAUUAACAUAGAAAUAAAUAUCUAACACAGAUGGUCAUCUUCCUCUACAAGACAACAAUGUAUUCAUUUCAUGUGAAUUCACAUUGUUUUAAUCAUACACUUAUAUAAAUGAAAAUGUCUCUUUAUUCAUAAUUCUUUGGAGCCAAAGAGCUACUCACUGCCUAUUAAAUCAAAAUAUUUUGUUUCAUA
This is a messenger RNA of Alosa alosa (allis shad), 1349 nucleotides long. RefSeq lists its product as uncharacterized. Bases 201 to 845 code for a protein of 214 amino acids. NCBI's taxonomy places the organism in Eukaryota, Metazoa, Chordata, Actinopteri, Clupeiformes, Clupeidae. The transcript has 3 exons. The record is from RefSeq and is a predicted model, not a curated record.